Lottia gigantea (owl limpet) is the source of this 396-nucleotide messenger RNA. RefSeq lists its product as hypothetical. Lineage: Eukaryota; Metazoa; Mollusca; Gastropoda; Lottiidae. The record is from RefSeq and is a predicted model, not a curated record. The coding region runs from base 1 to 396 and encodes 131 amino acids. The transcript has 4 exons.
AUGGAUUUUGGUACCACAGGAGACAUUGAGAAUUGGUCAAGCUUUCAUUCGACAUAUUGGAAAGCUUUCAACGAUUUCUGGAAAAAGUUGUAUAAGUUUGAAUUUCGUGUUUUAACAUGGGAAGAGAUGGCAAAUGAAUUAGUGGACUAUUUACCGUUAUAUUGCGGCGAACAAGCAGAUACUAUAGAUUUAGGUCAAUUUGAUGACGAUUUAUUAGAAAAAAUUUCUAUAAAUUGUUACAUUGCAGCCACAAAUGUUAGAUUAGGAAUCAAAAUGAUGCAAAUAGAAGCAAAAGGUGUCCCUGAUUCAUUUAUCAUGUCCAGGAAUUCUUGGAAUUUUCUACAGGGACUGGUUCAACAUUUUCAGGAGUUGAUUUGGGAAGUACAAGAAAUAUAG